GAAGUGUUCCCAGGGACUACACAAACCACACAAACAGAGAGAGGGAGAUAGAGAGAGAGAGAGUGCUCCCACAGUUUUUCUUUGUUUCCAAAAACCCACACUCCUCUGCUGCUCAUUAAUUACACUCCUACCCCUCCUUUUCUUUCCUUUUCUUCUACCUCCCCUUCCCCUUCUCCUCCUCCUCCUCCUCCUCCCAUCCUUUUCCAAAAAUCCCUCCUUUACACUUUGAUUAUUGGUUCCACUACUUCAACACUCCCCCCCUCCCACCCCUUCUUAUUAAUACCCAUCUCACCUAACUAUAUUUACACUGUAGUGCAACAAAUGGAUUCCUAUACUUCCUCUUCUUCUUCUUCUUCUUCUUCUUCUUCUUCUUCUUCUUUUGAUGAGUGGGUUCGGAGGGGAUGUGGGAGCUAUGGUGCCAUGGCUUCUCAGGUGGCUGGGAGGGUGCUUUGCGCCACCAUCACAUGCAUUUUUGCUAUAGUGGGCUCAUUUGUCGGCGCCGUCACCGGUGCUUUGAUCGGCUUAGCGACCGAAAGCGGGAUGUUCCGAGGGGCCGGGAUUGGGGCUAUUUCCGGCGCGGUCUUCUCGAUCGAGGUCGUCGAAUCAUCUCUCGAUCUGUGGAAGUCGAAUGAGUCUGGAAUAUGGAGCAUAUUGUAUGUGAUGGACAUCAUCUGUAGUCUUCUGAGUGGGCGACUUGUAAGGGAAAAGGUCGGUCCUGCAGUGCAGAGUGCUGUACAGAGCCAGAUGAGUGCUUUAGGCUCAUCGUACAUGGAAGUUCCUGAUUUCUUCGAAACUGGAGGAACGAGAGGCGUAUCAAAGGAUUCAAUUGACAAUAUCCCAAAGAUUAGAAUUACCAUGGGAAAUAAAGUCGACGAAACGGGAGAGAACAUCUGCUGUUCUGUAUGCCUCCAGGAUUUCCAAGUUGGAGAGAUUGUAAGAAGCUUGCCUUAUUGCAGACACAUGUUUCAUUUGCCGUGCAUCGACACUUGGCUCACAAAGCACGGUUCCUGCCCACUGUGUAGACGAGAUGUCGAAACCACUAAUGUAUGCAAACUAUAGGCGCAUAUAAAUGUAUAUGUAAUCGUCCAACGAACAUUGGACUUUGUAAUCCAUCUAUAAUUAUACAGAGUUCUUCGCCUUUUAUGGGGCUACAUCUUUGCAGAAUCGGCAGAGUUCUAUGACCCCUGUGUCAUCCAUUAAUCUCAUGCAAAGGACUAGUCAAUUUCUGACGAGCUUAAACAAGUAUAAACAAUUACCCUUGCAAAUACGAUGCAUUUAUUCA
This is a messenger RNA of Ananas comosus (pineapple), 1282 nucleotides long. Its product is annotated as NEP1-interacting protein 1-like. Bases 322 to 1059 code for a protein of 245 amino acids. The record is from RefSeq and is a predicted model, not a curated record. The transcript has 5 exons. NCBI's taxonomy places the organism in Eukaryota, Viridiplantae, Streptophyta, Magnoliopsida, Poales, Bromeliaceae.